AGGCAAUUUGUAAACGUUGAGGUUGCCGUUAAAAUGGAGAAACUCGAUUCGCCCUGAUUGACGUUGAGCCUAUUCCCGAGGAUGAGUUUGGUAAAGGAGUGUCCUGCUUCCACUCCAGUCCAGCACCUUCAUGACACUACUCUCGCUGCGAAGGGGAAGAGGAAAAUGUGCGAAUCGGAGCCACCGUUGCCAUCUACUCCUCCCAAAUCCGCACCCCAUCCUCAUCUUUCUUCGCCUGGGACUUCGACGCCGUACAAUCACCGCCUUCUUCAAAGAAUGCAGACUGAUAAAUGCUUCCGAUGCGGCCAACAAGGUCAUUGGAUGCGUGACUGCCCUAUCAACUCUCAAAAUCUCAAAUGCAAAGGUCCCACCAGUGAAAAUUCCGAGAUUCCGAAGAUUUAUUGCCGUUGUGGUCAUGGGUUCUGUGAGGUCAGAAAGGUCACGAACGAUCGUAACUAUGGGAAAAGCUACUACGUCUGCCCCAUCAAAAGAGGGAAGAAAUGUAGAGGUUUUGUAGGAUGGUGCGAUGGUAAUGUUGAUAAGAGUGAUUUACAUCCUCCUCCAUAUAAAUACCCAACAUGUUCUUGUGGUGCGGGAGUGUGUCGGAAGGUGAAAGAGACAAGUGGUGAAAAUGCGGGUCGCUAUUUCUUUGCUUGCCCUAUCGAAGGGGACCACGGAGCUUGCAAUUACCAACUGUGGGAGGAUGCGUUGUUGGGUAAACCAAACAAUGCUCCUCUUCAGCCUGGUAGUCAGAAAACGCUUCAUGAUUUUUGGGACAAGGAGAGUCACCCACUUAAUGAAGACAAUGUAAACGACUUGGGUAUGGGUGCGGGUGCGGAUUCUCCUGGCAAAAGGAUGAGAUUAAUAGGUGAUUCUGAGCUUUUAGACGGAGAAGAUGAUGCGCUAAAGAAAGCGUCAAUAGAAGGAAGGCAUCGUGCAGAACUGGCAAGCCCUCCGAACCACCAUGUUGAUUUCCCGGAAUUUGAGGCUGCUGAAGAUCUUGAGGAUAUAGACAUGUUAAACUCAGUGUCUUGGGAAGCUAUUGAGGAGAAAGCAAGAUCAACAAUUCAUCUAUCAACAGCUUCCGGCAUCCGUGCUCUGCAGAGAGAAUUUGAAAAGCAAAUAUCUACUAAUGUUGAUUCAUUUUUUGCAAAUCCUUGUCCAAUGGGUUGGUUAGGCCGGCUUGUUUUCUUCCAUCCAACUCUAAGCUUGAAAUCCCCCCAACCCGGGCCAUUUUUCUGUUGUGUUUUUCCAUCUUUUAAUGCUAUUAUGGUUCCUACUCAAGAAAUUAGUCACGAUGAUGUUUCUGGCGAAUCUAAUCAGCUCGUAAUUAGCAACCCUGGGGAACAUGCGCACCUUUCUGCUAGUUGCCUUUCUGAGGCUUCUGGAAAUGCUGUUAGCACCAAUGUAUCACUUAGUAGUGAAAGAAAGCCCAGGUCCAAAGAACAAAGGCAAAAGCAGAUUGUAUUAAAUGCGCUGAAAGAUCUUCUCUGUGAACUUGAGUCCAUGAGUCGUCUUGACCAUGAGUCCAUGAGAAAGGCUGCAUAUGAUACUUUUGAUGUGUUGAAAACUCUACCAGUUGACUAUACAGAAUUUUCAGAAUAUGUUUGGGAGUUCAUCAAUUCUACAUCUUCCUUAGCUGAAGUGCAAAAUUCUGUUCAAAAUGGUCUUUCCCUCGAAAAGCAUAUUCAGCGUUUUGAGGAGGAGAAGCUGAGACUUGCUGACAUCCAUGACAACUUUGUCAAGACCAAGACUUUGCUUGAAGCGUCCCAGCAGCAUAGUCAAUCCCUUCGAGAGGAGGCCUCUCGACUCAAGGAGAUGCUUCAACGAGUAGAAUCCCAAUUAACCUCUUGCGAGCUGGAGACCAAGAAGAUGGAGACUCAUCUUGGCGAGAUCAACAUUAGCAUGUUGGAGGCUGAGAAAAGCUCGAAGAUUGCGGCUGAACAAGUAGAAACUGCAAGAAAACUUGAUCAGGAGAUAGAAGUAAAGCAACUUGCAGCCAAGACAGCACUGGAGAUGGCCAAAUUUGAACUAGACAAAUAGGGUUCUCUAUCUUAGUAGUUGUAGAAGGAGCGGAAAGAACGUGGGCAUAUUCAUGUGAUUAGCAGAAUGUGUCAGCAAAUGCUAGGUGAUGUAUCAAAAUAGUGAUGUUCUCUAUGCACAUUAUAACUUAUAAUUGGACCGCAGUGGUUGUCAUUAAGUAUGUGUGUAACUUGUGUUUUUCUUUUUUGUCUUGGAGUCUUGUCUGUAACAAAAGCAGCUUGCUGCGUGUGAAUAAUGGCUGACUCUUUUCUGCAAAAUUGUAACAUCAUCCUUGUAAUUAUUCCAGUGGUUCAUCUU
Messenger RNA from Neltuma alba, 2340 nucleotides. RefSeq lists its product as uncharacterized. The record is from RefSeq and is a predicted model, not a curated record. Gene Ontology annotation, molecular function: nucleic acid binding; zinc ion binding. NCBI's taxonomy places the organism in Eukaryota, Viridiplantae, Streptophyta, Magnoliopsida, Fabales, Fabaceae. The transcript is spliced from 5 exons. The coding region runs from base 82 to 2043 and encodes 653 amino acids.